AUGGCUGUAGGAACUGUAUUGAUCACUGGUGGCACCGGCUACAUUGGCUCCUUCACCUCGCUGGCCCUGCUGGACCACGGCUACGAUGUCGUCAUCGUAGACAGUCUCUACAACUCGUCCGAGGUCGCCCUCGACCGCAUCGAGCUCAUCUGCGGCAAGCGACCUGUCUUCCACAAGGCCGACAUCACCGAUGAGGCCGCCCUCGACAAGGUCUUCGCCGCCCACCCGGCCAUCGACAGUGUCAUCCACUUCGCCGCCCUCAAGGCCGUCGGCGAGUCGGCCGAGAUCCCCCUCGAGUACUACCGCGUCAACGUCGGCGGCACCCUGUCCCUGCUCAGCUCCAUGGCCAAGCACAAUGUCACCAACAUCGUCUUCUCCUCGUCGGCCACCGUCUACGGCGAUGCCACCCGCUUCGAGAACAUGAUUCCCAUCCCCGAGCACUGCCCCAUCGGCCCCACCAACACCUACGGCCGCACCAAGGCCAUCGUCGAGGGCGUCAUCGAGGACUUUAUCAACGCCCAGCGUCAGAACGCCCAGAAGGCCGGCAAGCCCUUUGAGCAGUGGAACGGCGCCAACCUGCGUUACUUCAACCCCGCCGGUGCCCACCCCACCGGUAUCAUGGGCGAGGACCCCCAGGGAGUCCCCUACAACCUGCUCCCGCUGCUGGGCAAGGUCGCCACUGGAGACCGCCCGAAGCUGCUGGUCUUUGGCGAUGACUACCCUUCAAGAGACGGUACCGCCAUCCGCGAUUACAUCCACGUCGUCGACCUGGCCAAGGGCCACUUGGUUGCGCUGAAUUACCUGCGUGAGAAGAAGCCCGGUGUCAAGGCAUGGAACUUGGGAUCUGGCCGUGGCAGCACCGUCUUUGAGAUGAUCAAGGCCUUCAGCAAGGUCGUUGGCCGCGACAUGCCCUACGAUGUCGUGCCGCGCAGACAGGGCGACGUCCUCGACCUGACUGCCAACCCUACCCGCGCCAACCAGGAGCUCAACUGGAAGACGGAGCUCACCAUGGAGAACGCCUGCGAGGACCUGUGGCGAUGGGUGUCGAACAACCCCAAGGGCUACAGGCAGGAGCCGCCGCCGGAGCUGCUGGCCGCCGUCAAGGCCAAGACGUCAUAG
Messenger RNA from Neoarthrinium moseri, 1119 nucleotides. RefSeq lists its product as uncharacterized. Gene Ontology annotation, molecular function: UDP-glucose 4-epimerase activity. NCBI's taxonomy places the organism in Eukaryota, Fungi, Ascomycota, Sordariomycetes, Amphisphaeriales, Apiosporaceae. Gene Ontology annotation, cellular component: cytosol. The transcript has 3 exons. The record is from RefSeq and is a predicted model, not a curated record. Gene Ontology annotation, biological process: beta-D-galactose catabolic process via UDP-galactose, Leloir pathway. The coding region runs from base 1 to 1119 and encodes 372 amino acids.